Messenger RNA from Manihot esculenta (cassava), 1588 nucleotides. Its product is annotated as NAC domain-containing protein JA2L. The transcript has 3 exons. Gene Ontology annotation, biological process: regulation of DNA-templated transcription. Gene Ontology annotation, molecular function: DNA binding. The record is from RefSeq and is a predicted model, not a curated record. The coding region runs from base 130 to 1170 and encodes 346 amino acids. Lineage: Eukaryota; Viridiplantae; Streptophyta; Magnoliopsida; Malpighiales; Euphorbiaceae.
UAAAUCCAAGGGAAAAAGGGGAAAAAGAAAAGAAGAAAAACAGAGAAAAUUCUAGCCCAUUUUCUCUCAAACCAAACAAACAUUUCAUUCUGAUUUCCUGUCUAAAGAUUGUAAAUUUGCGGCCUGAAAAUGGGAGUGCAAGAAACUGACCCCCUUUCUCAAUUGAGCUUACCUCCGGGUUUUCGGUUCUACCCGACCGAUGAGGAGCUUCUGGUGCAGUAUUUGUGCAAGAAAGUUGCUGGUCACCAAUUUUCUUUGCAAAUUAUUGGUGAAAUCGACUUAUACAAGUUUGAUCCGUGGGUCUUACCAAGCAAAGCAUUGUUUGGGGAGAAAGAAUGGUACUUUUUCAGCCCUAGAGACCGAAAGUAUCCAAACGGGUCACGACCCAAUCGGGUUGCAGGAUCCGGAUAUUGGAAGGCCACUGGAACCGAUAAAAUUAUCACCACAGAAGGGCGUAAAGUUGGUAUCAAGAAAGCUUUAGUGUUCUACGUUGGCAAAGCUCCAAAAGGGACUAAAACGAAUUGGAUCAUGCACGAGUAUCGCCUCUUAGAAUCCUCUCGCAAAAUGGGGAGCUCAAGGCUUGAUGAUUGGGUUCUAUGUCGUAUCUAUAAGAAAAACUCGGGUGCUCAAAAGCCAAUUUCAAGUUUUUCGAGCAAAGAGUAUAGCAACAAUGGAUCAUCAUCUUCUUCCUCUUCCCAUCUGGAUGAUGUUUUGGAUUCGUUGCCAGAGAUCGACGACCGUUUCUUUGCUUUACCUGCCACCAACUCACUAAAAACAACGCAGCCUCUUGAAGAGAAACUCAACUUUAAUGGUUUGGGUUCUGGUAAUUUCGAUUGGGCCAGUCUUGCUGGGUUGAAUUCGGGGCCUGAACUCGUUCCAAGCGGGCAAACACAUACCCAAACUCAAGGGAUGGUGAAUUAUCCCAGUAACAGUAACGACAUGUAUGUUCCUUCGUUACCGCAACAAACUGGACUCUCGGGUUCAAAGUUGAGCAUCAACUCUAUUGAAGAGGAGGUUCAUAGCGGAGUGAGAACUCAGAGAGUUGAUAACGUGGGUGUGUUUCAACAAAAUUCGGGCUUGUCGACUCACAACUUCUCUAACCCGCUUGACCCGUAUGGGUUUAGAUACUCGGCUCAAUCGGGUAAUGGAUUUGGGUUUAGGCAAAACUAAAACAGAUAUUAGGAGUGCAAUUCUAAUUGUUCAGUAGAGACAGACAAGAGGGAGAGGGAGGGCAUUUCUGUAAAUAUAUGUCAUUCUUUGGGGAGAAGUUAUGGUUUCACAUUCCAAAAAAUAGUAGAAAGAGAAAAAAAAAGGGGAAAAGUUGGGAACUUUUAUUAAUAGGGCAAAUGAAAGUUGCCCUACUAUUCAUUUUUUUUCCUUCAAUUAUUAGGUUUUUUUUUUUUUUUUUUUUGGGUCUGGUCAGGGGAUUAGUUUCUGUAGUUACAACUGUAUAAUUUAAUCUGAAAAAAUUAAAUUAGUUAAGUUGUAAUUUUGACCAAGUUGGUACUAUAUAAAGAAAUCAGAGACUGAUUUAGAAAUUGAUUUCAAUAUAAGUGUGGUAGAUGAAUAAACCAAUUAUUUUUUGUUA